This is a messenger RNA of Telopea speciosissima, 594 nucleotides long. Its product is annotated as folate synthesis bifunctional protein, mitochondrial. Gene Ontology annotation, biological process: tetrahydrofolate biosynthetic process. NCBI's taxonomy places the organism in Eukaryota, Viridiplantae, Streptophyta, Magnoliopsida, Proteales, Proteaceae. The record is from RefSeq and is a predicted model, not a curated record. Gene Ontology annotation, molecular function: dihydropteroate synthase activity.
AUGAAGAAGUUUGGUAUCCGACAUGGAUGUUUAUAUGAGACAGAGCCCUGCCCCUAUGUCACGGGUGUUCUCAAUCUGACUCCAGAUGGCUUCGGUGACAGUGGGAAAUUUCAAUCAAUAGAAACUGCAGUUUCUCAAGUUCGAUUGAUGGUCUCAGGAGGGGCUGAUAUUAUUGAUAUCAGUAGGCAAUCCACAUGUCCAAAUGCAUCAUGGAUUUCUGCAGAAGAAGAGCUAGACAGAAUACCUGUUCUAGAAGCUGUUCUAGAAAUACCUGAGAUAGAAGGAAAGCUGUCUGUGGAUACUUUUCACUCAGAAGUUGUGUGGGAAGCAGCGGAAAGAAGGGUUUAUCUUGUCAAUGAUGUAUCUGGUAGGCAGUUAGAUUCUAAAAUGCUUAAGGUUGCUGCAGAUCUUGGGGUUCCUUAUGUGGCAAUGCACAAGGGGGACCCCUGUACUAUGCAAAGUGAUGAAAAUCUACAAUAUGAAGCUGUAUGUGUCCAGGUCGCUUCUGAAUUCCAUUUGUGGAUCAGAUUUACUGAACCAUCAGGUCUCAGCAUGGAGAAUUAUUCUGGUAUUGGAUUAUCUAAGCAUAUUUAG